This is a messenger RNA of Penicillium macrosclerotiorum, 1428 nucleotides long. RefSeq lists its product as uncharacterized. NCBI's taxonomy places the organism in Eukaryota, Fungi, Ascomycota, Eurotiomycetes, Eurotiales, Aspergillaceae. The transcript has a single exon. Gene Ontology annotation, biological process: regulation of transcription by RNA polymerase II. Bases 1 to 1428 code for a protein of 475 amino acids. The record is from RefSeq and is a predicted model, not a curated record. Gene Ontology annotation, molecular function: DNA-binding transcription activator activity, RNA polymerase II-specific.
AUGGAAAAGCAAACCCACACGGAAGCGCCCCCACCAGAGCAACUGUUUUACUACUCCUCUGCCCAUAAGGUCGUGAUCUGUACCACUUGCCGCUAUGCAGUCCAGUCAGGAGCCAUUGCCCGUCACUUGAAAGAAAUCCAUCACAUCUACCGUGAAAAACGCCACCCAUACAUUAGAUAUACGAGUCGUAUGAAGCUACGGAGGCCCGAAGAAGUCAAACAACCACAAUCAUAUGAAUUCCCUGUCCCUCAUUUGCAUUUGGAGCAGGGGUGGCAAUGUGAAGCUCCGGGCUGUGAUUACCUCUGUAUAUCAAGAAAACGAAUGGAACGGCAUUGGUCGACGGUGCAUAACUGCAAGGGAUAUCCAACAUUCGAUUGGAGUGCCGCGCCUUUACAGACUUUCUUCCGGGGUAAUAUGUUGCGAUACUUUACCUCCCGCGAAUCCCCACACGUCUGGAAGCUGCAAGCCAAGUACAAUCUGGAUACACUUGAUUUUCAGAUUCUGCGACAUUUUUUCCAUUCAACUUAUAAAAGUCUUGUGAUGAAUGACCAAACUGUACAAAUAUGGCUGGAUGUCGUGCCUAGAUUGGCGUUCAAUCAAGAUUUUCUCUUACGCGGAAUGCUGGCGUGCUCAGCUCUCCACCUGGCCCACAAUGAACCUGCGAAGCGUCAGAUAUAUACAAUUCAGGGAUGCUCUCACCAAGACUCAGCCCUUCCCUCUUUUCGCUCCGCAAUUGACCACAUUUCCAGUGAAAAUUGUGAUGCAAUCGUGGCAUUCGCAUACCUGUUGGUGGUAUACUCAUUCGCAACCGACGUUGAAGACCCUAGCAACUCGUUUCUAAUAAUAAAUGAUGAUGUCUAUAGCGGAGGAACAGGGCAACAAAUUAUUCUCCCCCAAUGGCUAUAUUUUAUUCGCGCGCGUUGUUCAAUACUUUACGAUGUCUGGGAUCAAAUCCAGAGUGGCCCAGCUAGCGCCUUAGCAUUCGCAUGGGAAGCCCAGCAUGAUAUGGGCAACGACGAAUUGCCAUUGCUGGACUACUUCCUCUCUAUAGUCCCUGAUGAUGGUUCCUGGACGAAUGAGGUAAUAGCCAUCUAUCAGCGCGCUGCAACUACUUUGGCUGAAUCGUUUUCUUAUUUGGCACGCGCCAAGCGGGAGUCAGAUACCAAUAAUACGUGGAACACAUGCAUUCUGGGGACGUGGCCUGUGCGCUUAGAAUCAGCAUUCGUCACGUUGAUGUUCAGGCAACGGCACCCCGGAACACUGAUUUUGCUAGCCUUCUACUGCAUUAUAUUGAAGGAGCUGGAGAAGUUCUGGUAUUUCCAGGGAAGACCCGCUAGGCUGAUCACGUCCAUUUCCGCAAUGUUAGACAGCAAGUGGCAUCCUUACAUUCAAAAGGCCGUGGAUAAAGUUUUGAUUGCUGGUAUUUAG